Molecule: messenger RNA, 3961 nt
Organism: Eleginops maclovinus (Patagonian blennie)
Lineage: Eukaryota; Metazoa; Chordata; Actinopteri; Perciformes; Eleginopidae
Gene: kpna5
Product: karyopherin alpha 5 (importin alpha 6)
Exons: 14
Coding region: 96-1703 (535 amino acids)
Biological process (GO): NLS-bearing protein import into nucleus
Cellular component (GO): nucleoplasm; cytoplasm; nucleus
Molecular function (GO): protein binding; nuclear import signal receptor activity
Source: RefSeq, a predicted model, not a curated record
CUGGGAAAGUUUUGAUAGUUCGCCAUUUUCCUGUUAGAAAGAGAGGGAGAGCCAGAAAGGUUGUAGCGUCGUAGCUACCAACAUUAUCAGACACGAUGGCGAGUCCGGGGAAAGACACGUUCAGGAUGAAGAGCUAUAAGAACAAAGCGCUGAAUCCUCAGGAGAUGCGUCGAAGGCGAGAGGAGGAAGGAAUACAGCUACGCAAACAGAAAAGAGAGGAGCAGCUGUACAAGAGGAGAAAUGUGUGUGUACCGAGUGAUGAGUCAAUGCUGGAGUGCCCGAUCCAGGAUCCAGACGUCAGCUCCACAGUGCCUGCUGCAGGGGAAGGGGUCAUAACUCCAGAUAUGAUCCAGAUGAUCUUCUCUGAGGACCCAGACCAGCAGCUCAUUGCUACACAGAAAUUUAGGAAAUUACUCUCCAAAGAGCCCAACCCCCCCAUAGAUGAGGUCAUUGCCACGGCUGGUGUUGUCAAUCUUUUUGUGCAGUUCCUGAAGAGGAGUGAGAACUGCACACUGCAGUUUGAGGCGGCCUGGGCCCUGACCAACAUCGCCUCAGGGACCUUCCUCCACACCAAGGUGGUGAUCGAAACAGGAGCAGUCCCCAUCUUCAUCGAGCUGCUCAACUCUGAGUACGAGGAUGUCCAGGAACAGGCGGUGUGGGCGUUGGGGAACAUAGCAGGAGAUAACGCUGAGUGCAGGGACUACGUGCUGGACUGUGGCAUUCUGCCAUUUCUGCAACAGUUACUCGCAAAGUCCAACCGUCUUACAACAACCCGCAACGCAGUGUGGGCUCUGUCCAACCUCUGCCGGGGGAAGAACCCACCACCAGAUUUUGCCAAAGUGUCUCCCUGUCUCAAGGUGCUGUCCCGGCUGCUGUUCAGCAGUGAUCCAGAUGUGCUGGCUGAUGCCUGCUGGGCUCUGUCCUACCUGUCUGACGGACCCAACGAGAAGAUCCAGACGGUCAUUGACUCCGGGGUGUGCCGCAGAUUGGUGGAGCUGCUCAUGCACAGCGACUAUAAGGUGGUUUCACCUGCUCUGCGUGCGGUCGGCAACAUCGUAACAGGAGAUGACAUCCAGACUCAGGUUAUCUUGAACUGCUCAGCACUGCCGUGUCUCCUUCACCUGCUCAGCAGUCCCAAGGAGUCCAUCAAGAAGGAGGCGUGCUGGACCGUGUCCAACAUCACGGCAGGGAACAGAGCUCAGAUUCAGAAUGUGAUCGAUGCCAACAUCUUCCCAGUGCUCAUCGAGAUCCUCCAGAAGGCCGAGUUCCGCACAAGGAAGGAAGCAGCGUGGGCCGUCACUAACGCCACGUCCGGGGGCACGCCGGCCCAGAUAACGUACCUGGUGUCCCUGAACACCAUCAAACCCAUGUGUGACCUGCUCACAGUGAUGGACUCUAAGAUCGUGCAGGUGUCUCUGAACGGUCUGGAGAACAUCCUCCGGCUGGGAGAGCAGGAGGCCAAGCAGAGCGGCAGCGGCAUCAACCCAUACUGCGCUCUCAUCGAGGAGGCUUACGGCCUGGACAAAAUCGAGUUCCUGCAGAGCCACGAGAACCAGGAGAUCUACCAGAAGGCCUUCGACCUGAUCGAACACUACUUUGGUGUGGAGGAGGAGGAUGCCAGCCUGGCCCCGCAGGUGGACCACACUCAGGGCCAGUUCGUCUUCCAGCAGCAGGAGGGACCAAUGGAGGGGUUUCAGCUCUAACCUAACCUCCACCCCACAACACCCCUCUCCUCCUGGACUCUAUACCUCUGAGACAGCAGCCGGAUGGCCUCCAGACCCUCAAAAGGACGUAACCUGGGUCAAAAAGCAGCCCCAGACCUUCAGUCCUGCUCUGAGUACAGCUACUCUGGGGGGAAAGACAGAUCUGUGAAUAUGGAGAUCAAAUCUCUCUUUUUUUCCUUAAGGCUACAGAUUCUCCUUUGACUUCCUGGGAUAUUAUUUCUUAUCAUCCUAAAUGAUAUUCAGCAUCCACAUGUAAUUUGAAAUGAGAAACUACCUCUUCAGGAGUAAAGGAAGAAAGCAAGGCUUACAUGAAAUCAAAUCACAUCAGUCAUGUGUCAGGCAGGGCUUUAGACCGGUGGAUGUACAUCUGCUGCACGUCCUCGAAAGAUUUCUCCACUUAAAAAGCACUUGACGAGCGCCGAGAGACCCUGGACUCUUAUUUAUUUGUGUCCUGACAGCCGGGGAGGCACUCCUGUUCCUCUGCUCAGUUCUGAAGGCUACAGCUGUAGCCCGCCAAGUGGACGAGUGUUGGCUGUUCACUCCUGAUUUUUCUGCCUACUUUAAACGUCUUUAGUACAGAAAGCAGUAUCAGGGCCAUGCUGUCUGUUACACGAUGCAGUGUGUGGUAGUUAAAGAUGUUUUGGUUCCAUUUUCUAGUCGACCUGAACUAGCAACUCAAUUUAUCUUAAAAUAUUAGUUAUGCCAGUAAUCAGUUUCUUGCCUUGAUGCUGGUAGUGGACUGACUUGGAGGGUUUGUAUAUUAUAUAUACAUGUGAGGAAAGUUGCUACGACAGUGCGUAAAAUGCAAUUUAGGUUUCUUCCUGCAAAUGUAUUUCUGAUAUUUCCAGUACAACAUUACGGUGGCUGACGGGUGCAUACACGUCACAACGGUCCAAAACAUUUUCAUCAGGAGAAACGGUGCAGCUUCAGAAACGGUGCAACUAAAACACACAAGCCAAAACACAUGGAAAUGAAGAAACAGCUCCACCAACUUAACAACUUCAUGACGCAUAACUGUCACUGUUGGUGGAAACUCACCUGAAAUAUCAAUUUAAUUGGCCUAUUUUAACGAUGUGAUCACAUGAUUCAGUCUAAUAAAAUUGCAGAUCCGUGGAACCUAGCUAGCUAAGGUAACAUAACUUAAUCAUUUCAAAUAUAAUGAUGAUGAUAAUAAUAAUAAUAAUAAUAAUAAUAAUAAUAAUACACUUUAUUUGUAUAUCACCUUUCAUGCACAAAGCAGCCCAAAGUGCUUUACAAAACAAGAAGAAAACAUGGCAACAAUAUUAAAAUAAAUCUGACCCAAAAAAAAGCUGACAAGAAAUAAAAAUAGGUUAAAAGAAAACAAUUUUAAAAAAGAAAAUAUAAAAUUAAAGGAAAACAGAUCAAAAAUACAAUGAUACCAGUGAUAAUAGAAAGUUAUCCCAAAUUCAAAGCCAUGUUGAAAAGAUGCGCGUUUCCUGAAGUUGGUGAAGACGUUGCUUCAUUUGCCUGUGUUUUGGCCCAUUUGUGUUUUUAUAUUUGAAUCGUUCCUGAAGCGGCAGUGGGUUUCUUUCUUGGAAGUGUUUAUGGCCGCUGUAGCGCUUUGGCACCUGUCGGCCACCGUACAGAAUAUCUUCUCCGUUAUGUGCCCUUUUUUCAGGAUUCACCCUUCACACAUUUUAAUUUCAGGAGGUUCGUUUCCUCUCAGACUUUAGGCUUCAUGUUUAAUUUUCCAUGUCAUUGAUUUGUGGUUUAGUCUACAGACUGCAGUGUUUCCAUCUGUAGACUCAGUGAUCAGAGAGUUGGAUAUGAGCACAUCGGCAGCAUUCAUCAGAGGAUUAACAUUAAAUGGAUUAACUGUGAAAUGGAACAUAUUUGUAAUGCAGAAGUGACAUCAAGCACAUUUAUUCGUGUAUAGUUUUCUAAUAAUUCUGGUUUGUAUGAUUGUGUAUGUUCUUUUGUAGUGUUUUUAUUUUCUCCUGAAAGUGUGUCCUUGUAGGAGAGAUACAUGCUGUGGCUCUUUACACCUUGAUACCACACAGUCAUCAGAGAAGUGGUGCCUCAGAAUGCCUGUCGGCCAAUAAGUGGCCCCUGAACGCUUAAUCUACGGCGGCAGGCGCUCUGGGGGCCGAUAAUGGGCUUGGUGUCGGGCCCUGAACACAGCUUAUCCCAGUUCUGAUUCCUUGCUCUUCUUUGUGUGGAUGCAACUUAUAUUGUAAAACAAUAAUGAUUAAACCAUUCUGUUGAUACAAACCAAA